Dendronephthya gigantea is the source of this 975-nucleotide messenger RNA. RefSeq lists its product as uncharacterized. NCBI's taxonomy places the organism in Eukaryota, Metazoa, Cnidaria, Anthozoa, Malacalcyonacea, Nephtheidae. The transcript is spliced from 5 exons. The record is from RefSeq and is a predicted model, not a curated record. The coding region runs from base 1 to 975 and encodes 324 amino acids.
AUGAGAAUCUUUUUCAAUGAUUCCAAUUUAAGAAGAGAGCCAAAGUUUAUUGUGUUCUUUACACAGUUACUUGCUCUCUUCAAAUUUUGCCAUGCCUGCAAAUGUGACAAUCCUCUUGUUGAAGUUCCAGAAAAUAGUACAAUGGCAGAAGUGACCUCCAUAUGUGCUAACCCGAAGUGUGGCAAGACAAGCAAAUGGUUCAGUCAGCCAUAUAUAACAGGCACAAUGGUUCCAGCUGGCAAUUUAUUACUUUCAUUUGGAAUUCUUGUUGCUGGCACAUCAGCCACCAAACUCCUGAGAGUAUUCCAGCAUAAGGGAUUGAAAUGCUUCUCACUUUCAACUUUUUUUAAGCAUCAACAUGAAAAAUUAUUUCCUGUGAUAUAUCUUCAUUGGAAAAAGUAUCAAGAGGGAUUAAUUUCAAAAUUGAAAAACCAAGAUGAUCUCAUGGUAUCUGGUGAUGGAAGGCAUGACAGCAUGGGUCAUAGUGUCAAGUAUUGUGCCUACACAAUAUUUUGCUGUACAGUUCCAUUCAUCAUGCAGAGAAACAAAGUGGGUAGCAGUCCUGCAAUGGAGUACAAUGGGUUUGUAUGGGCUAUGGAAUAUCUUCUGGGCACUGGCUUACUCAUGAAGACUUUUGCUUCCGACCGACAUUCAGGAAUUGAAAAACACAUGAGGGAAAAGCUGGCCAGCAUCAAACAUUACUUUGAUGUUUGGCAUCUAAAGAAAAAAAUCACAAAAGUUUUGACAAAAAUUGCAAAAGUUAGUGGAAAUGAGAUUUUGAACGAGUGGAUUAAACCAUGUGCAAACCAUCUAUUUUGGAGUGCCAUGACCACUAAAGAUGGAAAUUAUGAAGUUAUUUGGGCUAAGUUUUCAUCGUUCUUCAGCCACGUUGUCAACAAGCACAAAAAUCUCAAAAACCCCAUUUUGAUUAGUGUGCUCAUGGAGAUGAGAUUCAACCACGGAGUGGCUAGAUGA